Messenger RNA from Perognathus longimembris pacificus (Pacific pocket mouse), 614 nucleotides. Its product is annotated as corticotropin-releasing factor receptor 1. Gene Ontology annotation, molecular function: G protein-coupled peptide receptor activity; corticotropin-releasing hormone receptor activity; corticotropin-releasing hormone binding. NCBI's taxonomy places the organism in Eukaryota, Metazoa, Chordata, Mammalia, Rodentia, Heteromyidae. Gene Ontology annotation, cellular component: neuron projection; plasma membrane. The record is from RefSeq and is a predicted model, not a curated record. Bases 75 to 497 code for a protein of 140 amino acids. The transcript has 5 exons. Gene Ontology annotation, biological process: adenylate cyclase-activating G protein-coupled receptor signaling pathway; cell surface receptor signaling pathway.
CUUUCCUAUGACAUCCCAGGUGCUGGUUUGGCAAACGGCCCGGAAUAUACACUGACUACAUUUACCAGGGCCCCAUGAUCCUGGUCCUGCUGAUCAACUUUAUCUUCCUUUUCAACAUUGUCCGCAUUCUCAUGACCAAACUCCGGGCAUCUACCACGUCUGAGACUAUUCAGUACAGGAAGGCUGUGAAGGCCACACUGGUGCUGCUGCCCCUCCUGGGCAUCACCUACAUGUUGUUCUUCGUCAACCCCGGGGAGGACGAGGUCUCCCGAGUUGUCUUCAUCUACUUCAACUCCUUCCUGGAAUCAUUCCAGGGCUUCUUCGUGUCUGUGUUCUACUGUUUCCUCAACAGUGAGGUUCGCUCUGCCAUCCGCAAGAGGUGGCACCGGUGGCAGGACAAGCACUCCCUCCGCGCCCGGGUGGCCCGCGCCAUGUCCAUCCCCACCUCCCCCACCCGGGUCAGCUUCCACAGCAUCAAGCAGUCCACGGCUGUCUGAGCUGCCGACCACGGAACAGCAGGAAGAUGACGGCUGAGCUUGCUGACGGACUAGGGAGGCCACCAGCCUUCCCAUUUCCUCCCCCUCCCCCACUGAACAGUGGCCCUCUGAGCCUGG